UAACAAAUCAUAGAGCAAAAUGGCGGAAGGCAAUGAAAUAUCGCCUGAACAAACUGAGCAAUUAAUUCAGUUCCAGGACUUAACUGGAAUUGAAGACAUGGACAAAUGCCGGCAGAUUCUGGAACGGCACAGUUGGAAUAUAGAGAUGGCAGUGCAAGAUACAUUCAAUGAAUCUGAGGGAAGACCAUCAGUUUUUGUUGAUCAAGCUAGAGAACGGAGAAGAGAGGUUGAGCCUAUAGUAAAUGCAAAUCCUGUAGAUCAAAGAAUUUUUACAAUAUCCAGGCCGCAACCUGUUACUUCUUGGUCUCAGUGGUGUAUGAUGUUAAUAUUCUCCCCCUUUCGGUUUACAUUCUCCACAAUCUUUGGUAUAUUCCACUGGAUAAAGCGACUUGUGUGGCCUGAUCCACGCCGCCUUGUCGUUGAUCCUGUUGGUGAUGUCAUGUCUUUUAUUGUUCGUUAUGAAGAAACUUAUGGUGCAGUGCAUCCAACUUUUUAUCAAGGAAGUUAUAGUCAGGCCAUUAAUGAUGCAAAGAGAGAAUUAAAGUUCUUGUUAGUUUACCUGCAUAGUGAUGAGCAUCAGGACACACCUGUAUAUUGUAGAGAAACCUUAGGCAACACAGAUGUAUGUGAAUUUAUCAAUACUCGAAUGUUAUUCUGGGCAGCGUCUGUAGAAACGCCUGAAGGAUACAGAGUGUCUUUAACACUAAGGGAGAACACUUACCCAUUCUUAGCGGUCAUUGUACAACGAGACAGCCGGAUGACCGUUGUUGCUCGUAUAGAAGGACCAAUCAAGGCCCAAGAUUUGAUCCAGCGAUUAACACGUAUAAUGAAUGAGACAGAAGGCUACUUGGUGGCAGCGCGACACGACCGAGAAGAGCGGCGUUUCACGCAGACUCUGCGUCAACAACAGGAUCAAGCUUAUGAAGAGUCUUUGAAAGCUGAUCAAGAGAAAGUUAGAAAAAGGAAAGAGGAAGAUGAUAAGAAAAGAAUGGAAGAAGAACAUGCACAGAGGUUGGCAGAUGAGAAAGAAAGAAAACUUCAGGAGAGAGACGAUUUGAAACGUCAAAAACUAGAGAAUUUAGCCCGUGAGGUGGAUGAACAUGAUCCUAACGCAGUUAAAAUAGUUUUUAAGAUGCCCAAUGGUACUCGCUUAGAAAGGUGCUUUCUCAACUCUCAAUCACUAGAAGUGGUGUACGAUUAUAUAUUUGUUCAAGAUGAUGUUCCUAACGAAUUCCAAAUAGUUACAAAUUAUCCUCGUCGUGUUCUACAAUGUCAGAGCACUGCGGACAUGCCUGUAGUUCAGACGUUGGUCGAGGCAGGACUUCAGAGACGGGAGAUGUUGUAUAUACAAGACGUCAGUGAUUGAAAAACUUAAAACUGGAUUUAUUAACCACAACCAAUUUGUAUUUUGAGUAAGAGGAAAGUUCCGUUGUGACAUCAAACAAAGCUAGAUCAAAUUUUAGCAAUUUCUAGUUGAAGUAUAUUGAUGUACUUGGAGAUUGUGCAUGUAUAGCUUGCCUUCUCCUGAUAGUGUGAGGAAAUAUAGCAUGCAAAUUUACUCUAUUUGAAAACUAAAUCAUCAAUUUGCCACAUGCAAAAAAUUCAUUAUAUUAUUUCACAGGAGGUCUGCUUAAAGAAAUGUGAAUCCACAUAGUCUUAAAAAUUAAUGCAUUUAUUUGUUUAUAUCAACAAUAAUUGCAGAGAAUUCUGCUUCCAUUCAAUUGAACAUUCAGGUUAGUAGAGACAUUACAGAUAGGUUGCUAAAUUAAUUAUUAAAAAUCUUUAUUAUAAUGAUAAUUAUAAUUAGUAAUUUAUAUACAAUUACUAUUCAAACAACAUGGUAAAGUAACAGUCUUCUAGUAAUUAACAAGUAAUUAUUUUAAUGAUUGUUUAAAAAAAAAUAUGGCAAUUGUUGAGCAUUCUGUCACUAGAGGUGUUUUAUGUUAGUAUAUUAUUGUUAUUAAUUAGGAAUUACAGACAUGUGUUAUCAUUAGGUGAUAUCACAUUAUUAGACACAAACUUAAUUGGUUAGCUCUCUUCUAGGUCUUGGCUAGAAGCAAACUUAAAUGACUUAACCCAAAGAGUAUAGAAUUGCAAGAUGUCCGAAUGCCUUGAUUUUGUAUGCACGCAAUGAAACGUUAAAUAAAAGUACUCCCACAAGAUAGGGGUUGCCCUAUUGGAAUUUUAAUAGAGUUCGCUCGAAACUCUGCUUUUAAGGACACGACCCUUUGUGGUGGUACUUUUUGAAAUAGAGUUACGUUCUAAUAAAGCCACCUUAGCCUAUUAACUAACCUGUUCAUAUACUCUCUCCUCUAGUUCUUGGCAAGAAGCAAAACAUAGGCCAGGCCAGGCCAGGCCAGGCGAAUCCCAGGCCAGGCUAGGCUAGGCUUGGCUUGGCUUGGCUAGGCUAUGCUGGGCUGGGCUGGGCUGGGCUGCAAUCUGUUCAUAUAUAGUCUGCUCCAUUUUAACUCAAGUCAACCUCAUUAUUUUACAUUUUUUAUUUUGAUAUACUGACUGAACCUAAACAUUUUUUUAAUUGCAUAUUAAAGAAUGUUUGCUGAUUAUUAUUAACUAUAAAUUUAUUGUAAUCAACUUAACACAUCUUAAUAGGCCUCUCAAUUUCCUCAGCAUGUAUUUCGGUAAGGAAUUGAUGAUGUUAAUGAUGGCCAUUAUUGGUUAUAAAAUAUCUUCUAUAGUGGAUAAAUAAUGUAAUGAUUAUUCAUAAAGAAAAUUAUUACUUGUUUUUAGUACUACAACUAAUCAGUUGGCCUAACUUAACCUUCCCUUCAUUAAGUGAUGAUAAAGUGGCUCACUCUAAUCCAAAUUUCAGUAAAAUUUUUCUCAAAGCACUAUCAUUAUUGAAGUCCAUUGUGUGAUAUUGUAAAUCUUAAAAAUAUGCAUUAUUUAUUAUAAAUAUGUAUCAUUUUUAUUAUUAUAGGAAACUAUAAAAUACUAGCAACCGUCUUUGUUGGUGCUUGUAUUUGUUAAUAUGUGUAUUUAUUAUAAAUUGAUAUCACUACAUUGGGUGUAAACAAAUGUAUAUGAUAUCAUAGUUUGAAUUAUUUUCUACCUUUUAAAUUUAAACUGAAGAUAUUUUAAUGUGUUUUAAAGUGUUCCAUUCGU
Anneissia japonica is the source of this 3123-nucleotide messenger RNA. RefSeq names its product FAS-associated factor 2-like. Gene Ontology annotation, molecular function: ubiquitin binding. Gene Ontology annotation, cellular component: endoplasmic reticulum. The transcript is spliced from 10 exons. The record is from RefSeq and is a predicted model, not a curated record. NCBI's taxonomy places the organism in Eukaryota, Metazoa, Echinodermata, Crinoidea, Comatulida, Comatulidae. The coding region runs from base 20 to 1366 and encodes 448 amino acids.